Messenger RNA from Neurospora crassa OR74A, 750 nucleotides. RefSeq lists its product as hypothetical. NCBI's taxonomy places the organism in Eukaryota, Fungi, Ascomycota, Sordariomycetes, Sordariales, Sordariaceae. The coding region runs from base 211 to 750 and encodes 179 amino acids. The record is from RefSeq and is a predicted model, not a curated record. The transcript has a single exon.
CUGUUCAUAGUCUUUUCUUUUUGUUUUCUCACUGUCAUACUGAUUGUCAUCCAUCCAUCUUCAAGACCACUUCAGUCGCUCUCCAAAUCAAUCAGCCUUCACCAGAAAAUUCCAGGCUUGCAAAGCCCACCCCCAAGUCAUCGACAUGCGCGCCUCAGCAUCGUCCUCGACCUCACUGCCAUCACCCUCGCCUCCGGGGCCGUCAUCCCCAUGGACGCUGCAACCACUGUUGAGGCCGCGGUCGAGACCAUCGUCGAGACUGCAUCUUGUAUCGAGGGCACCAUCACCAACGCCGAUGGAAUCUCCUACACCUUCCUCGUCCACUUCGUACUCAAGCGCUCCAUUGGUCAACGUGGCACAUGUCUCAGCCCCAACAAAAGUAGGCGUUUCGGCUACUCCUACAGGACUUUGGACACGUGCGACGACACCAUCAAGUCAACAAGAUCAGCGUCGCCUCCCCUACAGGGAGACGAUGACUAUUUCUCGGCCAGCGUUACUGAAGCGAGAUGCGAUCCAUGGUGUAGGCUCGUUAUCAUGUGUUCAUGCGUAUUCGGUAUCGAGGCCACAAAUGUUCAAGGCACCGAGGUCGGUAAUAGCGAUAUCGCAGAUCUGGUCAACCUCCCCAUCAACACGUACCAGUUGGGCAGCAGGAUUGGUGCUGAGGGAGUAACAAGUAGCGCCAGCUGGGGGGCCAAGGACCCAGUGGGCUAUUUCCUGCCUCCUGGAUGCGCCUACAGCGCGAGGGUUUGA